Thermothielavioides terrestris NRRL 8126 is the source of this 774-nucleotide messenger RNA. RefSeq lists its product as uncharacterized. The record is from RefSeq and is a predicted model, not a curated record. The annotation marks the transcript as partial. Lineage: Eukaryota; Fungi; Ascomycota; Sordariomycetes; Sordariales; Chaetomiaceae. The transcript has a single exon.
GCGGCCUGCCCCCGUUCCUUCCUCGAGAACAUCACCAGCACCUACGUGACGGCGCAAAAGUCGGGCCAGCCGGCGCUGCUCACGGCGCUGACGACGGCCUCGCCCAACUUCAUCUACCUGGAGAACAACAAGCUCAGCGACCUGCGCACGGGCGCGGUAUCCACGCCGCUCAAGAUCGACGUGGCGCGCUCGCUGCACGACCCGGACGAGUGCGCGACCUUCACGGAGCUCAUCGCGGCGACGGACCCGCGGCCGCACGUCAUCCACACGCGCAUCGUGCUGGACGCGGCCUCGCAGCAGGCCACGCUGAUGGAGUCGGUCGUCACGCAGCCGGGCGACUGGCUGUUCAACGCGACCGGCACGCUCGAGCUCAACAACGGCGAGAACUGGGACCCGAUCCCGCCCGCGCAGCAGGCCGCCUCGCGCGCGGCCGUGCAGGCGCUGGGCGACGCCUACUUUGACCGCUUCGACAACACCAGCGUGGUGGUGCCGUGGUCCGAGCCGUGCUACCGGCUGGAGGGCGGCAUGGCGGCGCGCGGGGAGAUGAAGGACGGGGAGUGCGAGAUGGUGUGGCCGAGCACGAUCGUCAUCCCGUACCGCCGGUACGUGGUGGACGUGGAGAUGGGCGCCGUCGACCUGUUCAUCGGGUUCCCCGGCCUGGACCGCACGCAGGGCCAGGCGCCGAUGCCGGACAGCCACCUGUUCCGGGUCGAGGGAGGCAAGAUCAAGUACGUGCAUACUGCUUCGGCCUGUGUCGUGGCUGGGUGCGGGUUG